Messenger RNA from Cicer arietinum (chickpea), 1514 nucleotides. Its product is annotated as VQ motif-containing protein 9-like. The record is from RefSeq and is a predicted model, not a curated record. Lineage: Eukaryota; Viridiplantae; Streptophyta; Magnoliopsida; Fabales; Fabaceae.
UGUGUCCCUACUCGGCGCUGAGAUAAGAGUAACCCACCACCACCACAAAACAUAGCUCUUCUCAAUAAGAGAGAGAGAGAGAGAGAGAGAUUUUGUAUUGCAACAAACAAUAUUGUAGUAGUGAUGGAUAAAAGCUGUCAAUCCUCUGCAGACUCUACUAAUAAUUCCUCUUCCAGAGACCACUACCUCAGACACCUCAAUAAGCUUUCUCAAAAAAUCACCAAACCCAUCAUUAAAAAACCCUCUUUUGACCCUCCACCACUACCACCACCACCACCGCCACCACAACCUCAAAAUCAGAAUCAAAAUCAAAUUCAAAACCAAAACCAAAACCAAAACCAAAACACUAAUAAUAAUAAUAAUAAUAAUAAUCCUCUACAGCCACAACCACAACCACAGCAAAACCUACAACAUCAACCACCAGUUUACAACAUCAACAAAAACGAUUUCAGAGACGUAGUUCAAAAACUAACGGGUUCACCUGCACACGACCGUAUCUCACCACCACCACCUAUUCAACAACCUAAACCACAAAGCUCUCGUCUUCAGCGAAUUCGUCCACCUCCGUUACCUCACAUCACUAACCGUCCACCUCCGUUACUUAACACCGCUAUACCCCGUCGUCCACAACACCAGAACUUCAACUUUAACCCCGUUAACUUUAAUCAUAACUUUCCUGGUUUUGGUAGACCUCUGGCGCCGUUAUCUCCGUUGCCGCCGUUUCCUACCGUUCACGCUCCGGCGGAAUCUCCAAUCUCCGCUUACAUGCGCGAUCUGCAGAAUCUCGUUUCCACCAUGGAUUCGAAAGGCUUCACCGGUUUUUCUCCUUUGCCUCCUCCGAUUUCAUCGCCUCACCCUCCACCGGAACAACAGCAACAACAGCAACAACAACAUCAACAACAACAGCAGCCGCAACAUCAACAGCAGCAUCAACAUCAACAACAACAACCACCGCCGCAGCAGCAAGGCUUUAAUCCUGCACAAAUGUCAGUACAAACUCCGUCGCCGUUUCCGAUGCCGUCAUCACCAACACCUUUUGGAUGUUUGAAUUCGCAGCUUUCAUCUUACCCUUUGUUGUCACCUGGUUUAUUGUUUUCCCCCAAUUCGGCUAAUUUAGGGUUUCCUCAACUUCCUCUUUCACCAACCGUGCAGGUUCCAAGUCCACGAUGGAGAGAGCUUUGACUUCAAUUGAGGUAAGAUUGGUCUGAAUCGUGGUUUUUCGGCUCUGAUUUUGGGAUGUACAUGGUGGUGGAUGUGGUGAUUUGGAAAAUGGAAUUCGAAUUUAUUCAAUUUGUGGUGGUUGGACUCAAAAACUAACUAGUCCAAUUUGCUACUUAGUACUAGUUUAUUUUAUUCUGUAAAAAUGGGAUAUCAAAGACAGAUGAAAGGAACAAUUUUGCAUUUGUUUUUUGCUCUUUUCGGAUAAUUUGGGGGAUUAGAAAAACACAAAUUAGAUGUUAUUAUUAUACAACAUUUAUAGUGGGAUUAUCAUGCUGUUUUUAAUAUAAAAAAAA